GUUCUCCUAAAUAAAGAUCUCCAAUGUGUAACUAGCCCCAAACAUGCUUUUAAUGUGAUACAGAAGUGUUGUGGAUUGCCAUUCGAAGCGGAGGGUAUAGGUUUGGGGGUAAACGUGACGAGAAUUGUUAUAGGCAUGUACGGUUAUAGGUACACCAUUUUGACAGGUAGACAAAGGUAGCAUAGUGGAGAGACGUAGGCUACCGGUCAAUGACAUCUUGUGAGAUACGAGAAUCCUUUGCUAUCGACGUUGGCACCAUUCCUAAUCCUAACCUAUUCAUGACUGGUCUGAUGAUUAAUGGAUUUAGAUACAGGAGUCUUAUUAAGACUAUUGAAGAAGAAGAGCCAUUAUUUGAUGGUGCUAUAUUAAGAAAGUUGGACUUCAGCAGUACAAAUGCAAAAUUUAACCCAAAGAUAUCCCCAGAACACCCUGGAGAAAAUCUUAUUAUGCGACCUCUAUGUCCAGCAGAUUAUGCUAGAGGUUUUGUAGAGUUGCUCAGGCAACUAACUAAAGUUGGUGACGUUAGCCAAGAGGAUUUCAUAGCGAGGUACAAAUCGAUGAAGGCCUGUCCUGACACGUACUAUCUCGUCGUGAUCGUUGACGUGAACGUCGACCGUGUUGUAGGCGCUGCGACCAUGGCGAUUGAGAACAAGUUCAUUCACAGAUGUGCAACAAGGGGUCGCAUUGAAGAUGUGGUUGUGUGUAACGAAAUGAGAGGAAAACAGCUGGGAAAACUGUUGGUUGAGACGAUGCUGAAACUGAGUGAGUAUAUAGGGUGCUACAAGACAACAUUGGAUUGCAAAGAUGCAAUGAUCCCCUUCUAUCAGCAACUGGGACUUCACCCGGAACCGGGAAACAACUUUAUGGUGAAGCGUUUUCAUGAAUGAGUGACAAUCACCAGCCUAAAUAUGCACAUUGCAUUGCAGCAGUUUACUUCUAAGAGUUAAAAUGCAUUGAGAUGUUACCAGUCUAUUGGCAAGAGUCAUAACUCGGGAUAGUCCUGUCUCCAAAAAGUGAUAUACUGGCAUCAAACCAACGAAGCACGUGAUAUUUGAUGUUCAUAGUUAUAGGAACUGCUGCAAACCCUUUGGCAAAUAUGACUGCAAGUUAUGUCAAUGAACAUAUUUUUGUAUUUGUGAAGAAAUGCGGGCCAAGUUAAGGUUGUGAUAGACUACAAUUGGGUAGGACUUGAAUUGGCUGGACUGCUACAGCUCAAUAAGUUGGUAUGCUAUUAUCUUCAAUUCGUUGCUUCUCUCAAACAUGUAGUUAUUUCUUAAGAAAUCCCUGAUCAACGGUGAUUUCUGCAUUUAUUCAUAGACUGAAUUUUAUAUGAAUCCAUAGUACUCUCACAGUCAGUUAUUACAAAUAAAGUUAAAAUGUGAAUAUGCUAGUUAAAUUUUCAGUCAUGCUCAUAUUCACAUAAUGAGAUGCUAAUAAAGUUUAUCUCAGUUAGAUCCAAAUUAAGUUAAAAAUUAUUUAUUAAGUUAAUUAUUUUCGUCUAUGUCUCCGGAUAGACUUCCUCAGGUCUGAUGUUUCCAGGUAGAUGGCAGCACUGGAAACAGAAGUUUGAACCUGGUCACUUGGGGGGGGGGGACAGUCUGCGGUCCUCUCGAGCAGGUGCAGUUCUGAGGAUGUUGUCAUAUAUGUGGGAUAGGUGGUACGACCCCUCAUCUCUAAUCAUUGUAGCUGCAAAUAUAUAUUGCUUCUCUGAUCUGUCUGCGCCUCAGAAACGAUUCUUUUGACACCACAGUGGCCUCUUUCCAGUUCGGCAGAUGGUUUUGGUUGACCAUGUGGUCUGUUAUGGCUGACUUAUGCUGUUGUCCUGAAGUGGACGCACGAGCCGCAGGUGUGCUGGUUCCUUUUGUAUGAGUGGUGACAUCAGUCAUGUGUUCUUUUAGACAUGUUCGAAAUUUCCUGCCUGUUUCCCCAAUGUACACGCUAUCACAAUUCGAGCAAGCGAUACGGUACACACAGCCUGUUGUAUUUUUGUUUUCAAUUUUGUCUUUUGGAUGUACUAGGAUAAUCCUGGUGGUCUUAUGGGGUUUAAAU
Priapulus caudatus is the source of this 2049-nucleotide messenger RNA. Its product is annotated as glucosamine 6-phosphate N-acetyltransferase-like. The record is from RefSeq and is a predicted model, not a curated record. Gene Ontology annotation, cellular component: Golgi apparatus; endoplasmic reticulum-Golgi intermediate compartment; endoplasmic reticulum. Gene Ontology annotation, biological process: UDP-N-acetylglucosamine biosynthetic process. Gene Ontology annotation, molecular function: monosaccharide binding; glucosamine 6-phosphate N-acetyltransferase activity. Lineage: Eukaryota; Metazoa; Priapulida; Priapulimorpha; Priapulimorphida; Priapulidae. The transcript is spliced from 6 exons. The coding region runs from base 210 to 887 and encodes 225 amino acids.